This is a messenger RNA of Echinostoma caproni, 990 nucleotides long. Lineage: Eukaryota; Metazoa; Platyhelminthes; Trematoda; Plagiorchiida; Echinostomatidae. The record is from the annotation of a GenBank genome assembly.
AUGGCCAGCGAAGCGGAGCUAUAUGUGGCCGCUGCGGCUGCUGCGGCCGCUGCAGCUGUCGGAGGUCCGUCGAAUGCAGCCGAUAUUGAGAAUUCAAUGGGUGGAACCGGUGUUCCAGGACGUAAUUCAUCUAUGGUUGAUGGUGGCGCAGGAGGUUAUAUGCCCAGUUAUUUGGUUGGUGGGAUGACAGAUUCUAACUGCGGUUCCAAUUAUCAUCGGACUGGUUUACUACCGAACAGUGCAAACUAUCCCUCUAUGUUAUCCGGUCAUCUACCGUACGGACCCUAUUCAGCCCCAUCACCGACCUCAUCGGCAGGUAAUGGGAACGCCACAAACAGAACUCAGUUUCCUGGCGCCGGACAAUUUGGUUUGUUUCCUGGGUCCGGGGCAUCCCAAAGCACGACCGAUAUGAACUAUGGCUCCUCGGAUAUUAAUAUGGCGGCUGUGCAUUAUGCAGCUGCGCUAGCCCUACAACAGCAGCAACAGCAACAGCAACAGCAACAACAACAACAAAAACGAGGAACUUAUCCACCAGCAUCCAGUACUAAUGCAGGUCAAUCCUCACCGAACGCUUCUUCAGGAACAGCAUACAAUUCGCCCAAUGGAACCUAUCGUGGUUUGACUAACGGUCACAUGCCUGCUGGUUCACUUAACCCCACAUCGGCUGGUGCUGCUACCUCACCGUUCAAUUCAUCUUUCACAGGUUCCAAUUCCUCCGGUAGUAUACCACCGGCACAUUUACAGACCCAAGCCUCCUCGACCGGUGGUGGUGGUGGUGGUACACCGUCCGGUGGAGCGCCCCUACUCAUGGGUUCCAGUUCCCCCACGUCCUUCUCACCUACCAGUCGACAUCCGCUAGGGUUGACCAAUUAUGGACAUCAUGGAAGUCACCUGAACAGUCAUCAUCAUCACUCGGGAGGAUUUUUGGCCUCAGUUGGUGCGCAAGAUAGCCUAGCACAACCGUCUUUACAGGAUAUUCAUGCUGGUUAA